AUGGCUCAGACAGCUGCUCAUCCAUCCUGGUGCUCUGGCCUUCUAGAUUCUCCUGUACUCCUCUGUGGCUCCGACUGUCCUGCACUGCAAACCGGCACCAUGGCUUUUGAGAAAAUUGGCUGUAUGCCCGAGCUGUGCCGCGCAGUGGAGGAAAUGGACUGGAUGCUGCCCACCGACAUCCAGGAUGAAGCCAUCCCCCUAAUUCUAGGUGGUGGUGACGUUCUGUUGGCGGCUGAAACAGGCUCUGGCAAGACAGGCGCUUUCUCCUUGCCCAUCGUCCAGAUUGUCGCCGAGUCUCUGCAGGAAGGCCCCGUGCCCGCAGCUAAGCAGCGCGCCACUUCCCGCCAGCUCCGCAUGAGCGCUCUGGAUCGGGACGACAACUUUGCCGUGGACGCUGCCGGCCUGCUUUGCCAAGCCCGUGAAGCCCACAAGUGGCAAGGUGGUCGUGCCACCGCUGGUGCUCUCAAAGGCAAACACUACUAUGAAGUCACUGUCACCGACGAAGGUCUCUGCCGCGUCGGCUGGGCCACCCAAUCGGCCACGCUAGAAACCGGCAUUGACGAUCAGAGUUUUGGCUUUGGAGGGACCGGCAAGAAGUCAACCGCUCGCCAGUUUGAGGAUUACGGCGAGCCUUUUGGCCUCAAUGAUGUCAUUGGAUGUCUGCUGGAUCUUGACAACCAGACCAUGGCCUUUAGCAAAAAUGGCAAGGACUUGGGCAAGGCCUAUGACCUUCCUGCCUCUAUUCGAGGCCAAGCGCUUUUCCCUGCAUGUACGGUCAAAAACGCCGAGCUGCGUUUCUGCUUUAGCGGUGCCAACAUGAAGCACUUGCCUCAAGGAUACACGCCCAUGGGUGAUCAACCCACCACCCACUUGGCACUCACCCG
Molecule: messenger RNA, 884 nt
Organism: Monosiga brevicollis MX1
Lineage: Eukaryota; Choanoflagellata; Craspedida; Salpingoecidae
Exons: 9
Molecular function (GO): protein binding; nucleic acid binding; ATP binding
Source: RefSeq, a predicted model, not a curated record